Molecule: messenger RNA, 2115 nt
Organism: Ctenocephalides felis (cat flea)
Lineage: Eukaryota; Metazoa; Arthropoda; Insecta; Siphonaptera; Pulicidae
Product: putative ankyrin repeat protein RF_0381
Exons: 3
Coding region: 159-2066 (635 amino acids)
Molecular function (GO): protein binding
Source: RefSeq, a predicted model, not a curated record
UGUGUUUUAAUUGUGACAGUGUAUUGCAGAUGUAAACAUUGGGAAACUGCCAUAACGAACUUCAAAAGUCAAAUUAUUCAAAAGUUUGUCAAACAAGAAACGUCUUCCAUGUAUGAUUGCAUUUGGAUCUGAAAGUUUAUGGUUAUAUUUUUGUCACUAUGAAUGCUUCUAAGUAUUAUGAGUUAUAUAACGCAGAAUUUGCGAAAGCAAAACAAUUAAUUGAAUGUGAUAAUUUGACAUACCUAGAUGAUCAUUCACACCACUACCCUUUUCUUUGCAAAACCCAUGCGCUUCACCAACAGGAACUUCAUAGAUACCUUCUUGAUGUUUAUUUCAAGCGUGAUUUGUUCGAAAAAUGCAUCACUCUUCCUCUCCACACUUCUAUCAUUGCUGGAGAUUUAGCUACUUUUAAGUAUCUUUUUGCUAAUAUUAAUACGAUUGAGCACGGCCACACUGUUCUUCAUUCGGCCAUUGGAUGUGGAAAUGUAGAAUUAGUGCAGUUGCUUUAUCAGAACGGUGUUGAUGUCAAUUGGAAGUACGAUAAUAAUUAUUAUCCAUUGCAUAUUGCAGCUGCUAUAGGAUACAAAGAUAUGGUAUGUUUUCUUUUACAACGUGGGGCUCUAGUGAAUAUGCAGGACAUGUUUGGAGAUUCAGCUUUGAGCCUUGCGGUUAAAGGAGGGUAUUUGAAUGUUGUUUUAGAACUGUUGAAGUACAAACCGAGUGCUAAUAUUUUAAGUAAAUCGCUCAAGUAUGCAUUUUCUAGAUCCGGUGAUGUAUUCAUUGAUAUUAUUGAAGCUCUUCUUAAAUAUAUAGUUUUAAACGAACAUCCAACUGUUGUGUGUGAAGUAUUGAAUCACAGAAUUUGUUGGGUUAAAAAUGGACAAAAUUGUAGUUAUACGCUUUUACAAUCCAUAGCUAUCAGAAAACAAACUAAACUCAUGAAGUUGUUAAUUAGUUAUAAUGUCGAUGUAAAUGCACGUGAUGAUCUUGGUAGAACAGCUUUGCACUUUUUUAAUAUCUAUGACGAGUGCCCAUACAAAUGCCCAAGAGAGUCUUUUGCAUGGUCUAAAGUCGAUUGCGCUGAGUUAUUAUUAAAGAAUGGCGCUGAUAUAAAUGCUCAAGAUAAUCUUGGUUGUACACCGCUUCAUUAUGCUGCCAAAAAUGGUCACAUCGAACUUCUAACCAUUUUGUUACUGCACAACGCUGAUUUGAAUAUAAAAGAUAAAAAUGGAUGGACUCCUCUGCAUGAAGCUACUGCUGGAUUCCAUGGUUUCUGUGUUAAAGUUUUAAUAGAGAAUGGAGCUGAAAUCAAUUGCAAGACGAAUAACAAUGAAACACCAUUGCACAUAUGUGCUAAAAAACCUGAUACUCAAUUUUUAACUAAAAUCCUUCUCGACUACGGAGCAGAUAUUAACGCAACUGAUAUUAAUGGCAAUACAGCCCUCCAUAUUGCUUCGGAUAAACAAAAUCAUUUUCAAAUGCUUCUGGACUAUGAGGCUGAUAUAAAUGUUAUCAAUAACAACAAUGAAACUUGUUGUAAAUACGAUACCGAUAGAUUUUUCAUGAUACACUUUAUAGUCAGAUUGGUAUUUCAACGUUUAGAAGUCAAUGAACAAAAUUUAGCAGUUGUGCAACAGUGGUUCCGUGCAGAUAGAACAAAAACACUUAUCGAAAUGAUUUAUUGCGUAUGGGAAAUUAGAAACAUGUCCGGGGAAGUAAUUAAUCAUACUAACAUAACUUUUAAUGAUUUCAUACUAAAAGAUAUACCGUCGAUAGUGAAGUUAAUUCAAAACAAACAUGUUUUGGAAGCUUUAGAAACUAGUAGAUAUGCAUCCAAGUAUCCAUUGCAUGCUCUUUUCAUAAAAUGUAAGCUUACAAGAGCUCUUCUGAGGAAGAGAUUAGUAGAAGACUGUCAUAAGAUUUCACAUAUUAUUUUUCCCUUUUUGCCGCACAUUUGUGUUGCACAAAUUUUAAGUAAUUUGGGAAACAUCGAAUUGAUUCGUUUGAUGGUUGCUGCUGAAUCUCAGGGAAAAUCAUUACAGGUAAAAAUGAGAUAUAAUUUAUAAGAGACAGGGAAGAUUUCUUUUUUAUUAUGUAACAACGACUGAUUUUAAA